Messenger RNA from Nicotiana tabacum (common tobacco), 1970 nucleotides. RefSeq lists its product as uncharacterized. The record is from RefSeq and is a predicted model, not a curated record. NCBI's taxonomy places the organism in Eukaryota, Viridiplantae, Streptophyta, Magnoliopsida, Solanales, Solanaceae.
AUGAAAAAACUCCCCUCAUGCAUUUAUCCUUCGGGGUAGGCGCAAAAAGGAGGUGUGACAAUAAGGACAUAUAAUGAUUCAAUUCCUGGCAAGGAGGUGUUUAUAGGCAUUUAUGUCUGUCUUGAAGCAUUAAAAACUGGAUGGUUAGAAAAGUGCAGAAACAUAAUUGGCUUUGCAUUCCUAAAGGGGACAUGCAAAAGUGAACUGCUUUGUCUCAAGGAAUCAAAGGAUACAUGGUCUUGGUUUAUCAGAUGUCUCAAGCAUGAUCUAAACUUGACAGAAACUGAAGGAGAAGGGCUGACGGUCAUGUCUGAUACGCAGAAGGGUCUUCAUCUAGCAAUAACUCAGUUAUUGCCAAAUACUGAGAUGAGAUGGUGUGCUAGACAUAUCUGGGCUAAUUGGAAGCAAGCUUGGCCUAGUGAGGAAAGAAGGAAAAAAUUCUGGUAGUGUGCAAGAGCUACAUUUGAAGUUUACUUUAGCAAGAAGUUGGAUGAAAUGGACCAGCUGGGGGAGAUAUUGUUCAAGACUUACUGAAAUAUAACAAGGAAACAUGGUGUAAGGCAUACUUCAAAGAACAUAGUAAGUGUGGUGUAGUGGAGAACAACAUGUGUGAGACAUUCAAUAGUUGGAUAUUAACAGCUAGGCACAAGUCUAUCAUUACUAUAUUAGAGGAAAUUAAAAUCAAGUGUAUGGAGAGGAUGAAUAGCAUGAGAGAUUUUUCUGAAAAAUGGGUAGGUGAGAUAUCACCCAUGGCUAUGGAAAUACUUGGAGAGAAUGCUUAAAGGGCAGCCAAAUGUGAAGUCAAAUUUAAUGGUGAAAUAGGGUAUGAGAUCCAUAUAAACAUGUUGUUAACUUUAGGACAUGUACCUGUACUUGUAGAUCAUGACAACUCAAAGGAAUUUCAUGUGCACAUGCAAUUACAACAAUGCAUUAUAAGAACUAUGAGGGAAAGGAUACCUACCUUAAGGCAUAUAGCAGAUUUAUUCAACCUUUAACUAGUAUGAAUUUAUGGCCAAAAAGCACACUGCCAGCUAUUGAGCCACCUGUUAUAAUUGCAAUGCCAGGAAGGCCAAAGAACCAAAGGAGAAAAGCUGCUGAUGAACCAAAGAAGAAGUUUGGGAAGGGUACAAGGAUAGAGAGACAAAUGAGAUGUUCUUUGUGCAAGACUCUAGGACAUAACAAGAAAGGAUUCCCAUUAACAAGAAACCAAGGGGGAAGGGCUGGAACUAGUUCAGUUGGAGGUGAAACUGCUGAAAGUGGAACUGCAACAUCAACAGCAACUGGAAGUGCAUCAGCAGCAGCUGGAAGUACAUUAGUACCAGCAGCUGGAUCAUCAACAAUAGCUGGAAGUGCAUCAGUACCAACAGCCGGAUCAUCAACAACACCUUCAACUAUGGAAAGUGUUGCCUUCACUCUACUAAUCAUUGAUCCAAGCACACAACAAUCAACCAAUAUUACAGGAGGUCCAAAAAGGAAGACCAAUGAGCCUAGAAGAGGUGGUGUAAAUGUAGGGUCUAAGAGACCAAAGACAGCAGGAUAUAGUGUGCUAUUUGAUUCAAGUGGCACUGUUAUACAGAGGUCUGGAACUACUGACAAAGUGGUACACAAUUCUUCUACACUCAUAAGUUCUGCUCCUACCAACAUUGAACUUAGGUUCAAACCACUUGGACUAAAGUGGAAGGGCCGAGCAGCAGUUACACAAAGGCAGCUGCAAGAACAGAGUUACAGAAGGGCAAAGUCUACUACAACCACUCAAGCCACCCUAGUUACACAAUCCACACCAAGCAGCCAAGCCACAACAAACAUUAAUUGAAGUGCUCAACUGAUAUUUACAUAUGUAUGUGUUUUGUUGACUGUGGUAGACAAUAUUUUGUAAAGCUACUUCAUUAUGUAUGUUUUUGUUGACCGCCUAUCGUUGGCAAUAUUUUGUAAACCAACUCCCUUAUUUUGGAUGUUUUAUUAACUGCCUA